CACCCAGAUUCUCUGUUUUUGUUCGCGUGUCCGUGGAAGUGAAAAUAUUUGCGUUUUCGGAACUUGCAGACCUGGUCGUCCGGGGCGUCAAUUUCUGAGGACUUUCGAUCAGGACACGUGUGGCUCGUGUGUGCAUAAAAGUGAAAAGUGCAGUUUGCAAGGGAAAUUAGCGAAGGAAAGUUCUUUUGAGUUGGGUGAAAGUGAAAAUCUCGACGACUCAGCUUCGGGGUUUGUCCCUUUAUGGGAUUUGGCAGUGCAUGAAAAAGGACAGGCCUGAGCGGGGAAAAAGGGCUCAACCUUGGACCUGGUGAUUCUGUCAAGCGUCCUUGGGCGUUUUAUUUGUGCAACAAAAUAUUUGUAUAAUUGCAACUGCACGCGACCGUGUCAUCCGAGGGGAAGAUUUGGAUGUCCCAAAACUAAUCGAUAAAUUGAUUUUUUGUUCUGUCUUCUUUCGUCGGGAUGUUCCUUCGAAGCUCCUGCCAAAGGCCGUUCAGUUCUGCUCGGCAGUGUUUAUGAAUCGUGCUUCGACUGCAAAUAUGCAACCUCGUUCGAAGGCAAAAUUACGGCGUUGAAUUGUUAAUGAAAGUGAGCCAUUAUUCAUAAAGAGAGGCAUAUCGACUUCGGGGUUGGACAUGAACCGGGCCGAACUAUGACAUCAGCAUUGGUUCCGUCGACGAGGCGUCAUCGUGCUUUUUGCCACAAUUAAAUCGUUUUCGAAACAAGCAAAAGUGCGUGUGACACUUUGAGGACCGCGGCGAAACUGGAGGAUGAAAUUGGAUCCUCCACGGUGGAACUAAUCAUCAUUAAAGAGUCAUCAAUGUUUCAGACAUGCCGCCUCUGGAACCUGAGUAUAGCCAGCGUGCUCGCGCUGACCCUGUCUAACGUGUUCCUGACGGUGCGGCUGCUGCACAAUGGCGACUGCAGCAACGGCGCCGGUGACCGGUACGGUGGCUCCAGUGCCGACGGUGACAGCGUUUCGUUGGUUCCACGAGCCCCGAUCCUCACACCGGCCACCUGUCUGGAGUACGUGCUCGCGGACACGCUCACCAACAACACGGACAAGGCGGUCUUUUCGGGGCUUGAUUUGAGGCUUGGGCGGUGGGACUCGCGGCGGAUGUACAAGUUCUUUGACUUUGCCGUGGUGGGCGAGCGCUUUCCGGAGCUGUCGGAGCGGUACAGCGUGUGUCUGGCGACGCAGAGUUCGCUGGAGAAGAUUUAUUCGCUGGUGCAGGUAUCGCACCACUGGUCCGGUCCCAUUUCGGCAGCGAUAUUUGCUGCUGGGAAUGACGAGCUGUAUCUGCUGCAGAUCUACUUGUCAUAUCUGCGUAAUUGCUUCAAAACGAUCCGCGAACGGGUCAGCUUUCAUCUGGCGCUCCCAAAGGAGCGCGCUCCGACCCACUUGAAGAGCAUCCACGUGGGUGACUUCACCAAGUUCGACUGUGCCAAACCGGAAGCGACGCUGAACGAUCUGAUCAAGCUGCGCAAGGCGGACACCAACAAGUGGCGCAUCAAGAAUCCGUACCCGCAGAACCACCUGCGGAACGUCGCCCGGAAGGGUUGCCAAAGCACGUACGUGUUCCUCACGGACGUUGACAUCAUCCCGAGUGUGAACUUUGCCGAACAUCUGGACAAGUUCUUGAGAACGCAGCGAGCUCCUCACGGCGGUCAUGGAGCUCAGCAGACGGCCUUCGUAGUGCCGACGUACGAGCUGGAUGAGCGGGUUCGCUUUCCCCGCAACAAGACUGAUCUGAUACGGCUGGCCAACAAGGGGCUGGCGCGGCCCUUUCAUCACAAAGUUUUCAUCUACAACCAGUUUGCGACGAACUUCUCGAGAUGGCAGGCCGACAUCUUCGACGGCGAGAUGACGCGAGUGUCCCACAACGUGACCAACUUUGAGUUUCUGUACGAGCCGUUCUACGUGGCGCCCGACACGGUGCCACCGCACGACGAGCGCUUCCUCGGGUACGGGUACACCAGGAAUACGCAGGUUUACGAGAUGUUCGUCGCCGGCUACCAGUUCCAGGUGCUGACGCCCCUCUUCACCGUCCACUGGGGUCUGCAGAACAAGAAGAGCCGGCCGGCGUGGCGUGAACGGCAGAACAACGUCAACCGGAAGUACUUUGAGAUCUUCAAGCGGGAAGUGUUCGCCCGGUACCACAAGGAUCCGCUGCGGAUGUUGCUGCCGAAGAAGGUCCAAAAGCAGCACGGCGUCGGGGGAGGAGGGGGAGCAGGUGGGGGAAAUGUGGUGGCCGCGGGUGGUGAUGCCGGAGGAGGGGGUGGUGGUGAAAAAACCGGACGAUAG
This is a messenger RNA of Culex quinquefasciatus (southern house mosquito), 2302 nucleotides long. Its product is annotated as beta-1,4-glucuronyltransferase 1. Bases 818 to 2302 code for a protein of 494 amino acids. The record is from RefSeq and is a predicted model, not a curated record. The transcript has 4 exons. Gene Ontology annotation, molecular function: glucuronosyltransferase activity. Lineage: Eukaryota; Metazoa; Arthropoda; Insecta; Diptera; Culicidae.